ACUUAGCCCAUGGUGUGGUUGAUUUCAUUUAUUUACUCAACUUUACAAGUUUAGUAGCGUAAAUCUGUUCAGUGUAACAGAUGGUAGGCAAUGCUGCUACAGUAAUGUGCUCAGCGGAAUAUGCUAAUAUAACGUCAAUAUCAAAUGACUAAACUGUUCCCGCGCACAGUCCCGAACAAACACUUUAGGCUACUAUUAAUGAAGCAAAGAAGGACGAUAUCCAGACCGUGUAUCGUCAUUUGAAAAUGGGCGGGAAGUGUACAUAAAACUCUGAACAAGCAUCUCUCCAAAUGUCAUUGGAUGACUUAACGUUGUCAGAAUGUUUUUUUCUAAACUAUCUUUCUCAGCCCCGGACUGGUAAGAGAGCAAGUCGACAAUCAGAAGCUACAAACUUACAAGCCCUAACGAAACGGCAAUGUUCCAUGGAUACAGUUGCAGCAGGACAUCAUAGGCUACGUUUUUGAGAGCAGGAGACAGACCAACAUUUUGGAGUUGCAGAUAAGUUGCACCUGUAGGCUAACCUGUAUCGUCAGUCCGGAAGGGUAGUAUAUAGCCAAAUUGUGGAGUUGGAUAGAAUCUUUCAGAAUAACACGGGUCUAUAAAUUAACCAUGGGGAAUAUCCCUGAACACUCUUUUAGAAUCUCAAACGUUAUCAACUUCACGUGAACGGGGUUCAUGAAUAAAGAUAAACCUCAACUCUGCAGGCUGGACGAUUGGAAUUAGUUUUUAGUUUUUCAACUUCGUGCAUCUUGGUCUACAAGUGGACAUCCAACAUUCCAAUCCAAUGUGAUAAAAAAUAAAUCAUUUUUAAGGAAGGUGGUGAUGACCAUACACUUGAGUUGGAAAUGGCGUGACAUCCAUGUUUUCCGUGCUGGUGCGAGUUGUUACAUUGGGAUGGUAUUAAAAAGGGAGGCGGACCCUGGCAGUGUACCAACUUCUUUCAGGCUACAGACUAUUUACUACAUUUUCGCAGUGCCUUGCGUCACAACCAAGAAGACGUAUACCAUCAAAAUCAUUCACACAUACCUUAGUAUCAACUUGUGAAACCUGUAUCAUAUAACAUUAUUCUCUUUAUGGUUUUCGUCCACCAAGAAUGGCUGGAGGGGCAAACAGACUGAGCAGCGCAUCUGCAAGAGGAGACUUAGCAGAAGUCGAGAUGUUAUUACAGAACGGAGCAGAUGUUAAUGAAAACAAUGUAUUCGGCAGGACACCGUUACAGGUGAUGAAACUUGGUAACCCCGCCAUCGCCAAAGCGCUGCUGAGGGCGAACGCAAAUCCAAACGUGCGCGACCAUGUCAGAGGUCUCACCAUCACUCAUGACGCUGCAAGGGAUGGAUAUGCAGACACCCUACACGUACUGAUGGAUCAUGGCGCAGACGUCAAUCUCCUGGACAAUGAUGGCAAUCUUCCAUUGCAUCUAGCCGCAAGAGAAGGCUAUCUUGAUGUGGUCCAGCUCCUUGUUGGUUGUACGAUGGAAGCCACAAGGUGCAACUCCAAAGGCCACACACCUUAUGAUCUGGCGACUAUGAACCAUAGAGUAUCCAUUGCGCAAUACAUUCAGGGGCACACUAAUUAAUGAAUAUAUAUCGGACAAUCCUGGCUGGGAUAGCGAGGUGGUAGGCCUGCAUAAGAACGAGGAAGAAAGUAGCAAAAACAUGUAGGUCCAUCUACCUCUCUGGUUACAAUGUAUUUGGAUGUUUUUCAGACAUGAUAGCCUCAAUUCUCAGUCAUAAAGGAGGACCCUAGCAUGAAGGUUUCCUCCAAACUUAAUAAGAAAACAUAGCCUAAUUCCAUAGUUUUUGACUCCAAUUUUCUCCAUCGCAGAACAAAUGUGUCGAGAUUUUUUGCCCCUGGAAUGAUCAUUUGAAUCUAUUUAAUAUAUUAAAGCAUUUUUAGGCCGACAACAUUUCCCUAACAACAUCUCCAGCUGCUUUGUUUCUCUUUUUUCUCUCAUGUUUUUCCGAUAUUUCCUAGUGGUACACGUAAGGUGGGGAUUUGUCUUUCAAAUUCAAUUCACUACCAACAUUUUAACUAUUUGAGAUGUGGGUUUGAUACUUCAACGACGAUUUAAAAUUAAAUGAGGAACAAUAUUUUAUUGUUUAACUUCAAGACCAUAGGCUGUAGGUAUUAGAAUAGAUGACCCUGUUCAUCCAAGGUAGCCUACCUACUCUUGUGCGCAUAGCAAAUGUCUUAUUUUGUCCCGAUAGCCCAUUUUGUUAAUUAAACCCAUGCUAUUUUGAGUAAUAACCCAGUGACCUAGGCCUACCUUCAUUCUUCUUGUCCAGACCAUUGGUCAUAAAUUAUCAAUCUAAUGGUAGCCUGACUGUAUCGGCAAUUAUUUUCGAUUUUACGUGCACUUGUAAAUAAUCAAACAAAUAGAUUUUGUAAGGAACUGUGAAAGCACGCGUUUACUAAUAUUCACGUUUUAUUUUUUACCAAAGACAACAAUUGUCUGCAGGUCUUACCUGAUUUUCUGUUUGGCUUUUAGAUUGCAAUUUGGUUGAAAUAUAAUGUACGUAGUAUGCCUCGUUUUACUGUAUUAUCUUAUAUUUGAAUAUUGCUAAUCGAUGAUUUUCACUGUUGUUUUAUUUGUGAGACGAAUAAAUUCAUUUGUCCACUGAU
This is a messenger RNA of Oncorhynchus mykiss (rainbow trout), 2622 nucleotides long. The record is from RefSeq and is a predicted model, not a curated record. Lineage: Eukaryota; Metazoa; Chordata; Actinopteri; Salmoniformes; Salmonidae.